AUUUAAUAACUACAGUGGUUCAACAGUGGCGACAAUGCUGCCAUUGCUGCUGGGUAUUAGCAAGUUAGCUUACGUGUUUAGCUUUAAAUUCAGCCCCCAUCAGUAUGACAAUCGAAGACAUAACAAUUUAUUAAUUAUAGUUCGCUAGUGAAUCUAGACUUACUCGUGUGCUAACGGUGCUUGGAUCGGUUCACUGAAACAGAGCGAAGUCCCGAAGGUGAUUGCGCCACAAUUUGGAGAAAACCACAAAACCCAAGAUUCCAUAGGAAACCGAAGGCAGGAAGUGCUUUUUCAGUGACACCGGAAGUUCAAUGCGCCUCUGGCCCAACCAUCAUAACCAUCAUGCCAGCACUUCUUGAGAGACCCAAGCUGUCCAACGCCAUGGCGCGGGCCCUUCACAAGCAUAUCAUGAGAGAGAGGGAGCGGAAAAGACAAGAGGAGGAAGAAGUGGACAAAAUGAUGGAGCAGAAAAUGAAAGAAGAAGAAGAAAGGAAAAGGAAGAAAGAGAUGGAGGAAAGGAUGUCCCUGGAGGAGACAAAGGAACAGAUCAUGAAAAUGGGAGAGAAGCUCCAGGGGCUGCAGGAGGAGAAACACCAGCUCUUCCUCCAGCUGAAGAAAGUCCUCCAUGAGGAGGAGAAGAGACGGAGGAAGGAGCAGAGUGACAUGACAACUCUGACCUCUGCUACUUAUCAGCCCAGCAUGGCCAUCCACUCAGGACAGCACCUGCUGAGCAUGCAAGGCAGUCCAGUGAGUCAUGGUCGGCCUGGGGCUCUGUUAGGGGAACGCAGUAAACAACUGUUUCAGUCCCCUGUCGUUCCGGGGCGCCAUUUCCCGACCCAGCCUGGCUUCAAUGCUGGGAGCUCUGAACACGGGCAGUAUUCAGCCAGCCAGACUGGGCAUGGGCCCUACGGAGUGUCCCAGCCUCAGCACGCCUCCCCCUAUGCCCCCAGCCAGCCUGUCCCAGUCAGCUACGCCAGCAGCUCCCAGCUUAGAGGGGCCUCAGCCUUCCAGGCUAUGCAGUACCUCCCUCACCAGCAGCAGGGCUAUACAGUGCACAGCCACUUCACCUCUCAGCCAAGUUUUAUCCCCAGUGCUGGCAUACCCCUCCAAAAGCAGUUGGAACAUGCCAACCAACAGUCUGGCUUUACUGACUCGAGGCCCAUGCACCCCCAGGCUCUCCAUGCCAGUGCCGCAGGCCUCCUCCCCAGCUCCUCCAUCGCUGUCCAGAUUCCCUCAGCCAAGUCCGGUUUGUCAUACAACCACCCUCCCCGCCCAGCUUCUCCCGGGAGUUUUCCCCACGGGACACCCCCACAGCAGGCACAUUCGGCUACUUUCCAGAGCUCUCCACAGCAGACUCCUCGCCACACCUACCUUUCCCACAGCCAAUCAGGGCAGAGGUUCUAUCACCAUAGCAAGUAAUCUCUUCACCUGUGACCCAGGUGGAGGGGGCAGAAUAAUCUCAUGGUCUGUUGGUUUUCUUCUGAUCCCAAGAGGAGAUGUGAUCUUUUUUUUACAGACCAAUCAGGUAGUGCUGACCCUAAAUAUCUGUGGGGGCCCCUAGUAUUUGGCUUUAUUGCUCAGCGUCCUCUCUUAAUCUCAUCUGUCAGAGAUUGCAGAACCUCUCCAUGUUUGUUGCUUAUGGUUGAAAUGUUUAGGAUUAGAAAAAUCUGUAUUUCCUGAUUGAUCAGUAAAAAUUAGAUCACUGCUGAAAUGGAUAUCAAGAUUUGCUUGACAUGAUUUGCUUUAUGUUAUCUUUCAUUGUUUCAGUCCUUUGCACACAGGGACACAGUGGAUAUUUUAGUCUGUGAUUUCAGUCACAAGUAGCAGAUGGAAGAUUCAAAUCUACAUAGGCCUGUUUAAACUGAAAGGCCUACAUAGGGCUAUUUAACUUGUAAGUUAUUGAAGUUAUCCUGGAUAAUGCAGGAAUUGCCAUUUCAGGGCAAUUUGGUUAAGGACUAAUUUUUUUCUUUUUAUUGGGAGUCUCAAAAAUGCAACCAUUCUGGAAAAGUUUCUUCAAGUCAAUAUUUUCAAGUAAUUUUCUUCAUUUGUGUGUGUGUACAGUAUAUGUACAUUUAUGACUUGUAGCUAUGAGAUUUCUAAUAAUUAAUAGUGUACAGUUCUUUUGAAUUCAGUAGUCUCCCAUAUACCCAUGAACAACAACAUGGCGUCCCCACUCCCUUUCACACGAAGUGGAGAGAGCCAUCUUUAACAUCAGAUUUAGCAUUUUACAAAUUAUUCUGUCAUGAUUCAUGAUUGCACUAUAAACCAAAUAGACAUCAAAUUUACAUUUAUUUUCUAGUUUGUGAUUAACUGAUGUAUCUACUAUUAAACGAUUGUGUAAAAAGCC
Messenger RNA from Anguilla anguilla (European eel), 2347 nucleotides. It is a transcript of the gene gps2, whose product is annotated as G protein pathway suppressor 2. NCBI's taxonomy places the organism in Eukaryota, Metazoa, Chordata, Actinopteri, Anguilliformes, Anguillidae. Gene Ontology annotation, molecular function: transcription coregulator activity. The transcript has 12 exons. Gene Ontology annotation, biological process: regulation of transcription by RNA polymerase II. Gene Ontology annotation, cellular component: transcription regulator complex. Bases 343 to 1419 code for a protein of 358 amino acids. The record is from RefSeq and is a predicted model, not a curated record.